AUGUCUGAUAGGAGCGAGAGUGAGCUUCCCAAUGAAGCGGAGACUCAUCAUGCAGAGAUUGUCGAGCAGCAGUCUCAGCAAGCUCCCGAGCCUGCAGUGAGCAUUGAACCUGUCCUCGUCUUGCCAGGCCAAACUCCUCCUUCAAGACCUUCACAAGCCAGGUCUCCUUAUGAGCCGUCCCAUUCUGUCCUUCAUGGCCCAUCUCCGCGCGCCGCAGUUCCGGCUGAGACGGAAUCGCCUUCGGUAGCCAGCGCAGGGUUCCCUACAGAUGAGUUGUGCUCAAGAGCACUUAUACACAUCUUGAUGGCAGAUUACCUCGACUUAGUCUACCCGCUGGUUCCCGUCGUCCAUCGGCCCAGUUUCCGUCAUGAUCUGGCCACAAACCGGGAUAUCACCGAUCCGGACUUCUUUGCCGUCCUGAUGAGUUUGGCCGCGCUCACGGUCGGGCUUUUACCGUCGCGCUUCCGCGACUACAGGGCUGUUGACCCUGAGGCUGCGAUGCGCUUUGAAAAUAGAACUGCGAUGAUCAACUGUUGCGCGGAGAUAUGUACUCGACAACGGACUGCAAACUACUGGGACCACAUCAACCAUCGGAAAUGGGCAGUGUGCUAUGUUCUUUCCGUCGCCUGUUUUCAAACGGGCCAGGUUAAUCGGAGCCGGAUGUUCGAUGUGGAGUAUCUGCAAGUUUCGCGACUUCUCGGGCUGCAUCGCAUUUCCGAGUAUGAGGGUCUCAACUGCAUCGAGACCCAGUUACGGAAGAAGGCCUUCUGGAUGCUCUUCUACGGCUACGCGCAUACCAGAGUUCAAGCCGGACGCUGGGAGCGUCUGACAUACUUUGGGCCUGGCGAACUACGCGAGGUCAACUACGAAGCUCUCAUGCCCCUCGACAUUGACGAUGAGCACAUCUUCAGAGAUAGGAUCCUUGAUCCCGGCUCUCCAAUGGCAUCGCACGGAACACCAUCCGCCCAUACGCAGGAACCCCGAGCGACGUUCACACUGACCAGCGGCUUCAUCAUCCACUCCCGGGUAUUUCACAAGGGUCUCCAGGAAGCCAUAGCAACCUUGGGCUGCGAAUGUGAGCUUCGUCGCACCCCUGCCGCUCGUCUCGCGCGCAUGCGCGAUCUUCUCCAAGAGAUGAGAUACAUGCUCGACGAUGUCCCGGGUCCCAUGCGGCAAUGGGCUUCCAACGAUGGGGGUACCGAUGCGGCACCCAGCACACCGCGAUUUGACGAUGAAAGAGCUGCAGCUGCUGCGUCUAGCUAUGGCAGCCCGGCAGACUAUAGCCGUGCUCCGGAGGCCGGAUCCUACUCACAGGUGAUCCAGGGCCAAGCCGAGAUCAUGAGGGCUAACAUCCAUGUCACGCAUCUGUGGUUGCAGAGCUUGCUGCUGGAACAAGUCGACGGUGUCACUCAAGAGAGCGCGAUUGCCAACCCAUCGACGACUGGACGUGAGGAAGUAUCGGCAGCCCUGAAAGCGAACUGGGCUGAGCGUGAGGAUAUUUGCCGUCAAAUGCUGCACUUGCUACACAGCAUCCCAUACGUCCACCUGGAACCAAACGGACUCUACUUGGCAUACAAGGUUCGCGACGUAGCUGUAACGCUACUCAACUGUCCAUUCGAAGCCCAUGAACGGCCUGCCCGUCGUGCGGUGGAGUACAUGCGGGAUUUCACUCGCGCAUUGUCGCGGCUCGAUCGAAGUGAAAUUGUGAAUACGAAUAGUCUGAAAAGCUGGAUCGACAUAGACCGGGAGCCUGCAAUUUGA
Messenger RNA from Colletotrichum acutatum, 1761 nucleotides. RefSeq lists its product as uncharacterized. The coding region runs from base 1 to 1761 and encodes 586 amino acids. Lineage: Eukaryota; Fungi; Ascomycota; Sordariomycetes; Glomerellales; Glomerellaceae. The transcript has 3 exons. The record is from RefSeq and is a predicted model, not a curated record. Gene Ontology annotation, biological process: DNA-templated transcription. Gene Ontology annotation, molecular function: DNA binding; zinc ion binding.